Molecule: messenger RNA, 3330 nt
Organism: Asparagus officinalis (garden asparagus)
Lineage: Eukaryota; Viridiplantae; Streptophyta; Magnoliopsida; Asparagales; Asparagaceae
Product: ribonuclease J
Exons: 17
Coding region: 152-2785 (877 amino acids)
Source: RefSeq, a predicted model, not a curated record
UUUUAUUUUUUCCGCUGUCCUCAAUCCAAAACCCCAAACCCAGCUUCUUCACUCUCCUCUCUCCCAAAACCCCUCAUUUUCUCCGUUCAAAGCCUCAUCUUUUUUUUCCUCCCCUCAUUCUUCUUAGGCUUUGUCUUAGCAGUAGAAUCUCAUGGCGUCUCUCGCUGCUUUCCCUUCUCUAUGCCCUUGCCGCCUCUCUCGAAGACCCAGCAGCCUCUUUCGACCCGCUGUAUCUUGCUCCGUUGCUCCACCUUCAACUGUAUCAGGUGGUAAAGAAACAAAGUUGCCCCGUCGGAGAUCAAGAAGGAGAGAUGGGGCUGGCAAAAGCAUGGAAGAUUCUGUGCAGAGGAAGUUGGAACAGUUUUAUGAAGGAUCAGAUGGUCCACCACUCCGUGUUCUUCCAAUUGGUGGUUUGGGGGAAAUUGGGAUGAAUUGCAUGCUCGUGGGAAACUAUGACCGUUAUAUCCUGAUUGAUGCAGGAAUCAUGUUCCCAGAUUAUGAUGAGUUAGGGAUCCAGAAGAUUGUACCUGACACAACAUUCAUCAAGAGAUGGAGCCAUAAAAUUGAAGCAGUUGUUAUAACACAUGGCCAUGAGGAUCACAUUGGUGCGUUGCCUUGGGUCAUUCCAGCUCUGGAUUCACGUACCCCAAUCUUUGCUUCAUCCUUCACGAUGGAGCUUAUUAAGAAGCGGUUGAAAGAAUUUGGAAUUUUUGCCACAUCAAGGUUUAAGGUAUUUACAUGUAAAAGGAAGUUCCUAGCUGGACCAUUUGAAGUGGAGCCUAUUCGUGUUACUCAUUCAAUCCCAGAUUGCUGUGGGUUAGUCCUCCGCUGUAAUGAUGGCACAAUUUUCCAUACAGGAGAUUGGAAGAUUGAUGAAUCACCACUAGAUGGGAAAGUUUUUGACCGCGAAACUUUAGAAGCACUAUCAAAAGAAGGGGUGACUUUAAUGAUGAGUGAUUCAACCAAUGUGCUUUCUCCUGGAAGAUCUAUCAGCGAGGCUGUUGUAAGAGAUUCAUUAAUACGGCGUAUUUCAGAAGCAAAAGGAAGAGUUAUCACUACACAGUUUGCUUCUAAUAUACAUCGACUUGGAAGUGUCAAAGCUGCUGCCGAUUUAACUGGUCGUAAACUGGUAUUUGUUGGCAUGUCAUUAAGAACUUAUCUUGAUGCUGCUUUCAAGGAUGGAAAAGCGCCAAUAGAUCCUUCAACAUUGGUGAAAGUGGAGGAUAUUGAUGCUUAUGCUCCAAAAGAUUUGUUAAUUGUAACAACUGGCUCUCAAGCAGAACCGCGAGCUGCUCUAAAUCUUGCAUCGUUUGGUAGUAGCCAUUCUCUCAAGCUGAACAAAGAAGACCUGAUUUUGUAUUCUGCUAAGGUGAUUCCUGGAAAUGAGACUCGUGUAAUGAAGAUGCUAAACCGCAUAUCUGACAUUGGUUCAACAAUCGUAAUGGGCAAAAAUGAGGGCCUUCAUACUUCUGGACAUGCGUAUCAUGGAGAAUUGGAGGAAGUUCUGAGACUUGUGAAGCCUCAACAUUUUCUUCCAAUUCAUGGAGAGCUUUUGUUCCUCAAAGAACAUGAAUUGCUUGGAAAAUCCACUGGCAUCCGACACACCACUGUGAUAAAGAAUGGAGAGAUGCUUGGUGUUUCACAUCUUAGAAACAGAAGAGUUUUGUCAAAUGGAUUUGCUUCACUAGGAAAGGAGGAACUUCAGUUGAUGUAUAAUGAUGGUGAUAAAGCGUUUGGAACAUCAGCAGAGCUUUGUGUUGACGAGAGAUUAAGGAUUGCAAAUGAUGGUAUUAUAGUUGUGUGUAUGGAAAUAUUGCGGCCUCAGAACAUCAAUGGUUCUUCACAAGUAAGUUUGAAAGGGAAAAUAAGAAUCACCACGCGGUGUUUGUGGCUUGAUAAAGGAAAGCUGCUAGAUGCACUUUACAAAGCUGCACAUGCUGCACUUUCGAGCUGUCCAGUAAAUUGUCCACUAACUCACAUGGAAAGAAUUGUAUCUGAAGUACUGAGGAAGAUGGUACGGAAAUACAGCAGUAAAAGGCCUGAAGUCAUUGCAGUUGCUGUGGAGAACACUGUUGGAGUUCUCACUGAAGACUUCAAAACAAAAUUAUCUGGAACAUCUCUUAGUGGUUUUGGGCUAUCUUCAAAAAACAAAUCAUCUGGUGCCCAUCUUGGAAAGAUAUUAAGCUGGAAGUCUGCUUCAGCUGAUGAUGAAGCCACUAAUGCGACCAACACUUUGGGCAACCAAACAGAAAAUGUGGCAGAAGGUGAGAAUUCUGAAGAUGAGCAAUCAGUACCUAUGGCAGAUGCAAUUCCAGGCCCAGAGAAACUAUCACCUUCACUUGGAUCUCCAACUUCAAAAAGUACCUUGGAAUCAUUAAAAGGGUCUUCAACCGUUCAACCACCAGAAGUUAUUAUCACCUCAGAAAACUCAAGUAAAAAUGCUAAAGUGUCUGUAGAGGAGAACAAGGCAUCAGAAACGAAGGUAGUGGCUCGUACGCCCUCAAAACGGAACAAAUGGAAGCCUGAAGAGAUUAAGAGAUUAAUUACAAAACGUGCUGAACUAGAUGAUCGAUUCCAGGCAGUUAAAGGGAGAAUGAUUCUUUGGGAAGAGGUAUCUUCUAGCCUAUUAGAUCAUGGAAUUACUCGGAGUCCAGCACAGUGCAAAUCUCUCUGGGCAUCGCUGGUUCAGAAGUAUGAGGAGAGCCGCACUAAUGAGAAAAGCAAAAGGAACUGGCCUUACUUUACUGCAGUGGAUAAGAUUUUAUCAAUACGGGAAGCAGCAUGAUGAGCAAAUAAUACAUCUAUCAGAAGCUUCACACCAAAAUUUUCACAUGAUCAAUGGCAUUGCCUACAAGUGCGUGCCGAUGACUAUCUUGCUUUCUAUUCCCUUGGAUAAACAAUUGGGGGGGUUGGGGGAGGGGUAGAAAGGACUUUGUAUCAAUGACAACACAUGGUGAGACGGCUCAGAGGCCAACAAUAACAUAACAAGGGCAGUUAUCCAGUUGGUCCUGGCUUAUAUUCAUAAGAUGGGGUGAGAAUUCAGAGAGGAGAUUAAAAAGAAAGCAAUAUCUGGUCAUGCAUCUUUACUUGUACAAGUACCCUGCCUGUGAAGUGUGAACAGUUUUGGCUCCAUUCGAUUCGAGCAAUAGAAAUAAUUUUAUAUCUCUAUUCUUCUAGUCUGCCAAAUUUAUCUAUUUUUAGUGUCUGUUGACGACCUCUGAUUUUCUAUUUGUUCAAUUGAUGGAUAAAAGUUGAUAAAUGUAUUUCGUUUGAGGGUUUUUGUGCUUCACAGUUGCUUUGAUUAUUGCAUGCUGCAGAAUGUUAUAAUUA